Molecule: messenger RNA, 366 nt
Organism: Podospora pseudocomata
Lineage: Eukaryota; Fungi; Ascomycota; Sordariomycetes; Sordariales; Podosporaceae
Gene: URA6
Product: bifunctional uridylate/adenylate kinase
Source: RefSeq, a predicted model, not a curated record
AUGUCUAUAGCAGCAGCAGCAGUAGGACGCCAAGCCUGGCGGAAGCUGGUGCGCAACAACAGCACUGCUGCGAUCCGUCGUACCAUCUCCUUGUUGCCCAAGUCGCAGCAAUUCCGUCCUACCUUCUCCGUUCCUGCUUUUACCGCCAACGCCAGCAAGGCUGCCCCCCGGUUUUCCCAGUCGCAACAGUACAGAUCCUACAGCUCGGGCGGUUCAAGCGGUGAUGGGACAAAGGUCAAGUUCUGGCCGUUUGUGCUGGUGUUGGCUGCUGGUACUGGCGGGUGGGUGUUGUUGAUUAACAGGCAAAAGAUUUACUUUUUCUUUGGGGGACAACGAAUGGGCGCACAGCGGACAUGGAUGAUGUAG